AUGCUACUAGGCUGUAAGUCCGCCGGCGCUCGAUAUGCAGGAACUUUCCUCGGGGCCAUGGGCAUCUACCCAGCCAUUGCGAACACGAUUUCAUGGACUAGUAACAACACCGAAGGUGUAUACAAACGAGGUGUCUCCCUAGGGUUUAUCAUCGGCUGGGGAAAUCUCAACGGCAUCGUAUCAUCGAACAUCUACCGCGAUAAUGAUAAGCCAAACUACUACCCCGGUCACGGAGUAGUACUCGCCUACCUGGUCCUGUUCCUCUUUGGCGGAUCCGUGGUGCAGUACCUCCUGCUGCGGCGUGAGAACGGCAAGCGCAGACGUGGCGAACGCGACCACUGGAUCGAGGGCUUGGACCAGAGCCAGAUCGAGUUGUUGGGUGACAAAAGACCGGAUUUCCUUUACACGCUGUGA
Messenger RNA from Penicillium roqueforti, 414 nucleotides. RefSeq lists its product as uncharacterized. Gene Ontology annotation, cellular component: membrane. Bases 1 to 414 code for a protein of 137 amino acids. The record is from RefSeq and is a predicted model, not a curated record. Gene Ontology annotation, molecular function: transmembrane transporter activity. Lineage: Eukaryota; Fungi; Ascomycota; Eurotiomycetes; Eurotiales; Aspergillaceae. The transcript has 2 exons.